Tympanuchus pallidicinctus (lesser prairie-chicken) is the source of this 15875-nucleotide messenger RNA. RefSeq names its product Rho guanine nucleotide exchange factor 28 (gene ARHGEF28). Gene Ontology annotation, molecular function: guanyl-nucleotide exchange factor activity. Bases 308 to 5374 code for a protein of 1688 amino acids. Gene Ontology annotation, biological process: cell morphogenesis; regulation of Rho protein signal transduction. The record is from RefSeq and is a predicted model, not a curated record. NCBI's taxonomy places the organism in Eukaryota, Metazoa, Chordata, Aves, Galliformes, Phasianidae. The transcript is spliced from 36 exons.
GAAUUAUUUAGUGCAGCCCUCUGGCAAGUCCCUGGCCAUUACAUUUCGCCCUGUUAACUGUGUACAAGACCAAGGACUUGUGAGACCAGGCAUUUUAGCUCCUUGAAAAGCUGAAGUACUGCCAGCUGUGGAGCAGGUAGAGACCAAGCGGGAGCUGCCUUGGUCGGAAGAAGUUCCCAGGAGUGUGCAUGGGGUGAGGGCCUGCAGGGAUCUUGAAUGACAGGGGCAGGUGACUAUAAGUGCAAAAUUUGACAAAGGCAUUUACCUCCCGGAAGAUGCUGAGUUUUACUUUGUUUAUGAUGGAUCCAUGAAGAGGCACAUAAUGUUUGCUGAGCGUAUUGGUGACAAUGCUCUUCAGUCCCUUGUUCCAGGCCAUGGAUGCCAGGAAGCAGUUUCUGUCUCUGUGUUAAUGUAUGCAAGGGGAUCCUCACCUGUGGCCCUCGGCAGCUGUCCUGUCACUUACAGGGAGAACUUGUCUUGCAAGUUGUCUCGUUUUCUGGUCAGUCACACAGAAUAUGUCAGUGCCACAAGUCACAAGAUGCUACUGGAUAAAUUUGGGCUAACAGUAAAAGAUCUGCAGUCCCUGGAUACUGAUUUGACGAUGGCCAUUGCUCACGAAGAAUUGCCAUCAACGUGGAGCAUCCUCGGAAGCUGCUAUGAAGGAGAGCCUAUGCACAAAGAAACUCUUCUCCAUCUUGCAAUGAAAUUGGGCUUGGUUAAACUUUCUGAGUUCUUAGUGGGUCAGCCUGGAGGGAUAUUGGCAUUAGCACUACCUAAUGAGGAUGGAGCAACACCAUUAGACUUGGCUGAGCAAAACGGGCACUCCAAAUUAGUUGAAGUCUUCUCAAAUUUCCAGGGCAGCCACUCGCCUGAUGUUGCCAGGGUGGAGAUCAGCGAGGGGGCCUGCAUGCGCUUUGUGCGCUCGUCAGCAGCUCUGACACUGACGCUGGACCACACGGCCAAGCACUUACUGGAGUCAGAUGUGAGGCUCUUCAGGAAGUAUUUCUGGAACAGGCCGCUGCUCCAUGAGAGUAUCAAUUCAAACCAACUUGAGCCAGUGGAAGAUCCAGAAAUGCACUGCAGCACAAUGAGCUCUCUAGAAGGUCCUGUGAGUUUGACAUCUGAUGACUUGUCCCAGGAUGAUGUGAAGCCUUUCCAUGGUGCUGUGGUUCCUUGUAAAGAAAUUGAAGAUAAUGUCCUGUUAGACGUAGCACAGAGACAUUCUACCCUUGAUAUUUUUAAGAAGCUGAAAACUCCACCUACUUUCUUUGCUGCAGCUAGACUUUCUACUAUGCUGAAUGGAAGUGAUGAAGUCUAUGCAAACUGCAUGCUAGUAGACCAAGCUGAAGAUUUAAAAAUGAACUACAUUCAUGGAGAUAGUAUUAGCAGUGAAAUGUGUCUGAAUCCCGCCAGCUCAGCCGCAGUAGCAAAGAGCUCUUCAUCUCAUUCCCUUGAGGAGAAUGACCAGUGUAGAUGUGAUCCAAAUGAAGGAAAUCGGAUGUCAGUGAAAAAUGAAGGAAAAGCAGGCUUAAGACCUACUGUUUCACCUUCUGAUCUGCAUGAAGCAGAUUCUUACCUUCCAUUCAAGACAAAUGAGUUUAUUAAGGAGCAGAGCCAACUUCAUGCUGUUAUGAAAAAGAAAAGUUCAAGUCUUGAUGACCUUGAAGUAAACAGCAGAAGUGAAAGUGUUUCGGACAGAUCCAAUAUACCCUACCCUCUUUUUGAACAUCCGGAGGUGAAGGCUUGUAGCAGAGAUGGAUUAGACGCUUGUGAGGCGAGCAUCAGCUGGACAGAAUCACUACCCUUAUCUAUCAGUCCACAGCCCAAGGAAUGCUCACCCUCUGGAAUUCGGUCACGCUCCUACUCCUGUUCCUCCCCCAAAGAUUCAUUGGGAAGACCUCGCAUUCCUCAGGACUUCACAGUUGGUGAUUCAGGUGAAGAUGGUGUUCCCAUGAACAGUGGCCGGUCCCUCCUUCAGGCUCUCUCACUCUCUAAGUCAGUGUCCCUGCUCCACCCCUGUAAACGAGCGUACAGCUUGCCCGAGCACUCCCGAGAGAAAAGGAUUCAGGAGGAAGAAUGGGAUAAGUAUAUUGUACCUUCAAAAACAGAGUCUGAAAAAUACAAAGUGAGUCGAACUUUCAGCUUUCUGAUGAAUAGAAUGACUAGCACACGGAAUAAGUACAAGACAAAAAAUAAAGAUACCAAAGACAAAGAGAAGCUGAACAGGCAUAAUUUUAUAAAUGGAACCUUCUCUGGAGUUAUGCCAUGUAUGGCCUGUGAAAAGGCCCUCCUAGGAAAAGAAUCAUUGCAGUGCUCUUAUUGCAGUGUGAUUGUGCAUAAGAACUGUAAGGACUGUGUCCCUGUGUGCACUAAGAAAUCCCAGGAGAGGUACCAUAGCAAAAACAAACCUCAAGUUGGCACAGGAAAUUUGUCAUUUGGAGACAUUUCACAGCCUGGGAUUUUGUCAGUGCAUCCUUCUUCCUCUGUACCUAUAGGACUAUCUGCUGGGAGGAGGGAAGCCUUGCAGCAGUCCCAUUCCUUGUCCAAAAGUGUCCCUGGUGCCAGUUUUGAAAGAAGAUCUAUGCCAUUUCCUGAGCAGGACUCCGAGGCUAGCACAUGGAGGACCAAGUCAAGAUCUGAAGAGAUGUUACAGGCAUUAGGGACAUAUUCUUCAAUGGAUUCUUUUGUGAUGGAAGUUGAGGUGGAUUCGUCUCAGUGGACUGACAUCAGUUCAGAUGCACAGGAAUUUGAGGCUGAAUCAUGGAGUCUCGUUGUGGAUCCAAUGUUCUGUAACAAGCAAGAAAAGGAUGUUGCGAAGAGGCAGGAUGUCAUUUUUGAGCUGAUGCAAACAGAAGUGCAUCACAUUCACACCCUCUACAUUAUGUCUGAAAUAUUCAGGAAGGGAAUGAAAGAAGAACUACAGCUGGACCACAGCACAGUGGACAGAAUAUUCCCCUGCUUAGAUGAGCUACUGGAGAUCCAUAGGCAGUUCUUUUGCAGGUUGCGGGAGAGACGGCAGGAAUCGUGUGAGGAGGGGAGUGAGCGUAAUUUUGUAAUAAGCAGAAUCGGAGAUAUCCUUGUGCAACAGUUUUCAGAGGAAAAUGCAACUAAAAUGAAGAAAAUAUAUGGAGAAUUUUGCAGCCACCAGAAAGAAGCUGUUAAUCUCUUCAAAGAGUUGCAACAAAAUAAGAAGUUCCAGAAUUUUAUUAAACUGAGGAACAGCAAUUUGUUGGCUCGCCGCCGAGGAAUCCCUGAGUGCAUUCUGCUUGUCACUCAGCGAAUCACCAAAUACCCUGUUCUAGUUGAAAGGAUAUUGCAGUACACAAAAGAAGGAUCAGAAGAACAUAAAGACCUAUGCAAAGCCCUUCGUUUAAUUAAGGACAUGAUUGCAGCAGUAGAUUUGAAAGUUAAUGAAUAUGAGAAAAGACAAAAACUGAUGGAAAUUCUCAACCGAACUGAAAACAAAACAUAUACAAAACUGAAAAGUGGACACAUUUUUAGGAAGCAAGACUUGAUGGGGAAAGAGCGGAUACUUCUUCAUGAAGGUUUAGUAUACUGGAAAACAGCUACUGGUCGUUUCAAAGAUACCCUAGCUCUGCUUCUAACUGAUAUGCUGCUGUUCUUACAAGAAAAAGAUCAGAAGUACGUUUUUGCAGCUGUUGACCAGAAGCCUUCAGUCAUCUCUCUUCAGAAGCUCAUUGUAAGAGAAGUAGCCAAUGAAGAAAGGGGGAUGUUUUUGAUUAGUGCUUCAUCUGCAGGACCUGAGAUGUAUGAAGUUCAUACAAACUCCAAAGAGGAGCGUAACAGCUGGAUGAGGCAUAUUCAAGAUGCAGUGGAAAGUUGUCCAGAGGAACAAGAAGAAGGAAAAAUGGGUGAAUUUGAUGAGGACAGACGUAUCGCUGAGGCUAAAGCAUGCAAAAUUCAGAGAUGUCAAGAAUCACUGAGUAACCAGGACCAGCAAAUCUGCAGUUGUUUGGAAGACAAAUUGCGUAUCUAUGCAGAACUAGUAGAUAUGAGUGGAUUUGAAGAUGUUCAUGUAGAACCUCACCUCCUUGUCAAACCUGAUUAUGGAGAAACUCCACAGGCUGCUUCGUUGCUGGUAGCAGCACUCAGAGAAGUUGAAAGUCUCCACCUUGCUGUCACGUCAUCACAAGUGAAUGAAACGGACAGAUCAUCAGAGGAAAGUACAGAGGAAUUAAGUUCGAAGCACAGACUUAGUGCCAGUGAAAUCUUGGAAUCUUUCCCUAGUGAUGCAGAAAUGAAGGAAGCUGAAGAAUCACCUGAAGUUGAUCUCAGUGCUUGCCCUAUUGAAAAGGAAAUUUCUGAUGCCAGUGUAGACUACAAGGGAGGAAGUAUGAGUUUCCCAGGAUCUACAGGGACAGAGAUUGUACAAGCAAUCCAGAAUCUAACUCGUCUCUUGUACAGCAUACAGGCAGCAUUAGCUAUCCAGGACAGCCACAGAGAGCUCCAUAGGUUACUCCUGCAAGAGAAUGAGAAGACCAGUCGUAGCCAUAGUUCUCGGAUACCCCUCUUCCUGGAACCAGAAAAAUACCGUAAUUCAGAAAAACAAAGGGAUGAGAUGGCAAACAUCAGCAAACUCCAGCAGCAGUUCCAACAAGAGCAGCAGCGCUGGCUGCGUGAAUGCGAGCAGUGGCAGCAAGAGCAGGAGGUGAGGGCAGGCCUGUUGGAGCAGCGGGAGCGGGCCUGCAGCUGCCAGGAGGAGCUGCUGGAGAAGAGCCGCCAGGGCCUUGCACUGCAGUUGCAGGAGUUCCAACAGAGCCUGGAGAGGUUGCAGGAAGGACAGAAAGUGUUGGAGAAAAAAAGAGACAGUAUCAAAGUGCAGAAGAAACUCCUCUGGCACUGGAAGCAUGGUCUCCAGAGCAACCUGCUGCUGCCCACAGGGAGCCAUGAGAUAAUGAGACAUGAUCAGUUGGAUAGCUUACGUGGUGAAAAUGCGUUCUACUUAAAUGAAGCUGUAGUACGCCUGUCUCUAAGUGGCCUCAACAGAUCAGAUUCUUCUCUUGUUUAUGAAGAUGUUGUGUAUGGGCUGGACAUCUCAAACUUGGAUAUGGCAAGGACUUGUGAAAAUCAGGUGGACCUCAGGGCUGAUACUUCUUGUCAACCAGCGUUGACCAACGAACUGUGGAAACCGACUGGCCCUCAACAGCAGAUGUCUUUCUCCUGCAAAAGCAACAAGGAUGCUUUUAAUAAUGAUUUAAAUGCAUCACAGAUCCAGAGUCCCCAGGCAGACAGUCCAAACCAUGGAUCCAUUCAGCCGCCACGAGUAGAAGCGCUGCUGCUGAACCACCAGCCUGAGAGCCUGCAGGAUACAGAAAGUGGAGAUGGAGGGGAGGAAAACAUUGUUUACCUCUGAUGGCUCACUGUCUAAUUUCAAUAGCACUUUGGAAAUAUAAUUGUGUUUGGUUUUCUAAAUAUUUGUAGUUACUCUCUGUAUGACCAAGUGGCUUUAAGGAUAGUAUUUAAUACCCAAUGCAAAAUUUUCCCAAUGAUAAAUAUAACAAUUAAGUUAUUUUGGAACCUUUUUUAUGAUCUUUAAUUUAUGAUGUGAUUUCAAAUGCUUUGCAAGAAGCAGUGGGUAGCAAGGGAGAUGUAGCAUUUUGGAAUUACAAAGAUGCCACCAAGGGCGAUGAAUGUGACUGUUCCAUUUCUCUGAAGACUUCUAUUGGAAAGGGCAAACUAAGAGAGGUGAGCCUACUGUUUGGGAAUUCAGGGUAUGGAUCAGUAGCCUUCUAACUAUAGAGUUACUAUGUGAAAAGACAGCAACUAGUGAGUUAUAACUAUAAUCUCUUCUGAAAUGCGCUAUGUAUCCUUAAUUAUUGGGCUGUUUUUCUUAUCCCUUGGCUCUGCAACUACUUAGAAGGGGAUGUUUUUUAUGGUAUCAGUGUAAUUGCUAGUAAGUGUUUGUUCAUGUCCCAGAGCUUAUCACCGUUUCGGUACUAUUGCCAAGCUCUGUGCAGAGAUGCUGUUAUGUCAGUUUGUUAUUGUGUUAUAACUCAUUUCAGUAUGUGCAUUAAAAUUUAGCGGAUGAAACUCCACUGUUCAAAGGAAGAAAUAGGGGAUAAAUAGAAUUAUAGAACCAUGUAAUCAUAGAAUCAUAGAAUCAGAAUCAUAGAAUGAUGUGGGUUGGAACUUACAAGCCACCUACUUCCACCCCUCUUGCCAUGGGCCGGGCGGUCUUGCACUAGAUCAGGUUGCCCAGGGCCCCGUCUAACCUGCUUCCAGAGAAAGGGCAUCCACAGCUUCUCUGGGCAAAAUAGUAGGCUUUCAGUUUAAUUGAUCCCAUUGGAAACUGUUGCUUUCCCGUGUGGAAGCCAGCUAGCUUCUUGUGUUCAGGUUCAUGGGAUCAUCAGCAUUAGGUAGUAAGAAAUGGGGCCUGUUUUAUACCUUCUUGUCUUUCAGAAAUGUCUGUAUAGUUUCACUGAAUUUAAUAAAUGCUCCACGCCUUUCUGCAAAACUGUAACUCUGUUUCAGUGCUGGGUCUUCCAAAGAAAUUUGAAAACAGGAGGAAAAACUUACAUCCCCUUGUCCACUUCCUGUGUUGGUGCAGUGCUGCCAAAACUGCACUCCAGGCACCUCCGCUGGUAAAACCAGGAGCAGGCAUGUCCUGCAGUGACAUGGAAGGAGCACAGCUGUGCUGCUCUGGGUUAGCUCGUGGCUUUUGGCACAGGGGAGUGCUGGGUUGUUUGUAUAGAUUUGAAGGCUUUCUGCAAAGCUUUGCAUUGUGCAAGAUCUGCAAGGAGCACAAGCUUGGAUAGCAGAUGUUUGUCAGCAAGGGUUUCUUGUUCAUGGAGGCUUCUUUUCCAAGGCUGUUGUGCUAUUUGAGAACAUCAAAAGCAGUACUUUCUGAGUCGUUUCUCCCUGUGCUGUCAGAAUAGUGGUUGGUUGAUGUCUUGGGCUAACAGUGGAGCAACCGACAUUUCCUGUGAAUAGAUCUUGGUUCCCAGAUGCUGUUAACUGGUGUGCCAGUCUCACUGUGGAAAGAUUGGGCCUGCAAGUGUAUUUUUCAGUUUCAGUUUCCAGCCUUCAAGGCUCCUACUCACCUGCACUGCUUUGGUAUCUAUGUAUGAGAAACAAAGCAAAACAAAACAGCAAAGCACCAUUGUAGAAUUUCAGAAGGUGCUUUAUGUGCUUUCUGUUUCACAGCUAGACUAAAAUUAGAAGGGAAAUACAGCCUCUUGUUAGAGAUCUUGCAGACCACAGCCUCGCUUCACUGAUCAUCAGUGGAGAUGGGGCUGCUGUCUGGACAGCUUUUUUAGCUUUUGCUAAAUUUGUGAACAGGUAUCUCAGUUCCUGGGAUACAGCAUGUCUUGGGAUAAGCACAUUGCCCCGCUGGGAAUUUGGGAAAAAUUAAAAAGUUUCCUCCACAGUUGCUCAUUCUGCUUUUUAUUAUGCCUCUACUGCAACAUCUGGUGCUGGUUGCUGUCAAAUCCAAGCUGCUGGAUGGAUAGCUGCUGUCCCAAACCAGUGUGGGAAUUGUCUUGUAAGUGGCAAGGAAAGAGAGAGAGAAAGAGAGGAUUCUGCUUCUCUCAUCAGUUUUAACUGGGGGGCUGGGAGUUCAAAAGCCACUGACCGGGACUUCAGCUGUUGUGCAAAUUUCUCAAGUCCCCUAAUAUCAGACAGCAUCUUAUUUUGCUCACCUGUGUUUACAGUAAAACUUAAGGCACUUGGGGAAGGCAAAGGAAACAGGUGGCUUCUAGAUUUAGGUAUUUUAAUUGUAUAAGAUGUUUAAACUACAGAUCAGUAUGGUCUCGGCAGGUGUUCUUUAUAACAAGAUGUAUUAUGAACCCCUGAACUCUGUCCAUUAUUCAGGCAUUUGUUAAUACAUUGCAGAAUUUAAAUGAAGCCCCAGUGAGACUCGAUCAUUUUAGGGGGUUGCACUUUCAGUCACUGUCAGUCAUGUAUUAAUGAUUCCUACUCUUUUCUAAAUAGAAAUAUAUAUUCAGAAGUACUUUCUACGCCUCGGCUUCUUUAUUCUCCUUUGAAAUGGGUAUAUUCACAUGGCCUGUUGUAUUUUUUUCUAACUCUUACUGCGUAUUGUGCUUGCUUUUUUGAUAUGCUUGUCAAGACAUCUUGACUGUGAAAGCUCAAAAUUGAAUUUAGUCAUUUAUUUUUGUGUUGAAAUUAAAGAAACAAGUGCUUUACUGCAAAUCUCCACUACACUGGGCUUUCUGUUUGUUCCUUUUGUUUUUGUUAAUGCUAUUCCAUCCUUAACAAAGAGGGCUUUCUUCACUAUAUGUCUAGACUUUGUCCCGCACUUUCUCCUUGGUAUUGCUGGAUACAAGUAGUGCUGCCUUAUUUCAUAGCUUUAGAUUUUAACUGAAGUUCACAACAAACCUUUCUUCGUCAAUUUUUGUAAGAUGGUAAACAAAAAGUCUCAAGCUUACAGCGAGCUGAAUCAACAGCUUUAGAUUUGUGUACUCAGUUACUUACAAGAUGAGGCCAGAAUAGAGCAAGUGCUUGGAUGUUGUUUAGAGUGUUAGGGUAAACUCAGCUGCAGUUUUAGAGACUUUUCAAUAAGCCAGUCCAUGCACAGAUGUGAUUUUCAAAUGUCCAAAAUAAAUACAGAUUAGGCUCUCAGCAAAACUCCUCGAAGAUUAUUUAUAAAGAUGAAUUCUAAAAAAAAAAUCUCUUAAUGUUUGCAACAUUAAUCAUUUUGCUCACUGUGACCUGCUGGCUGCAUUGGUUUGUAUGCUGUCCAUAAAAAAACUAGCAAAAUGUUUCACUGCAGCUCAGUUAAGUUGAUGCAAAUUCUGUAGUAACGUGCUGUACUGUUAGUAAAACCAUGUUUGUGGAGUUGUCUGUUCAGAGAAUAAUCACGAGGCUGUGCUGUGAUCAGUAUCUUUCCUGGAAAUGCCAGUGAUUGAAUUGUGAAUGCAGGCGAAAGUUGCUGAUGAAGCAGUUCUCCGUAUGCAUUUGAUGACAAAUGGGGAAAUAACAUGACUUCUCAGAUACCUUCUAAUUAAUACUCUGUUUGAAAAGAAUUGCAGCCCCAAAUCCUUCCAGAGAAGAGUCGUCAAUAUUCCUGUUUUAUGUAUGAGGUAGAAAUGGCAUAGGUUAUGGGGCAUCAGCAUACUGUAACAGAUUGGAUGUCUGCUCUUUCUGUUACCGAAUUGCAGCCCUCAAGACUUUCUUGCCAAAGUAAUUGGUUGUGUUUGUUUUUUUUCCCUGUCAAAGACCUGAAUGUGGAAGCACUACAGAAGAAGCUGUGAAUAUUCUUAGCAAUCUUAGUCAUGACAACUAGAUGUUAGCCUUCAGCAAGGUUUUCAUGUUUCACUUUCUGCCCUGUUCUGAGUUGCAACUACAAGGAUGGCUUAAAUUCAGUGUCUUGAAUGAUUGCAUAAAGGCUUCCUUUAGUAGGCUGGUAUGAAACUAGACCAUUUCAUUUCUUCAAUUUAAAUGAAAAACCUCACAACAUAUCCUUGCUAGCAGUUACCUAAGUAAUUAUCAUUAAUACUGUCCAUUGUUCUGCAAAAAUGCAUCAUAAAAUAGGCAGCUUGGCUUUUUGUAUCAGGAGAUUACCAGAAACUAAGAGGAUCACGGAGGAACUUGAACAUAUUCUGUAGGCCACAGCAGUGAAAUUCUCCAUACUGUCAUUGGGAAUGUCAAAAUUUUUCACAGACAUUUACAGCAGUGUUGAUGGCAGCUCAAGCCAAGUCAGUAGCUGUCUCCAGAAUUCCCCAGGAACGUUUCUUAUCAUUCAGCUAGAUAGAUGCUCCCACCUCUUCUUCAGAUAACUCACUCUCAGGCCCCACUAAAGACAUCCCCAUCCCUCACACAGAGGGACUCAGCCUCACAGAGAUCUGCAGCUCCUACUGAGUUCUGAGGUUGGGACUCAAAAGAUCACAAAGGAAAGAAAAGGAAGAUGAAAAAAACACUCUGGAAACAGAGGAUGCAGGAAGACUAUAUCCUAUCUCUGGGAUGUUUUAUGAACUCCAUAAUGUAACAAGCUUUUCCACUUGGGGAAAAACAAUCAGUAAUUAUUGAACUGCUUAUUGUUUGUGAGCUUGAUAAUCUGAGAAUGGUUGAAUUAGAUAUUUUGAAAACCAGUGCCAGACAGAGUGAGAAUCAGAUAUCUACAAAAGUGACGGUGAACAGUGCAAGUUGAAACAAAGAAUUUCUCCUCUGGAGGAUGUUUAUCACACUCAAGGAAACCUUCUUAGCAGCUUUCUAUAGCAUUGCCAAAUCACGCCUAAAGGAGCUGUGCAAAGGUGUGAACCUUUCAGUCACCCAUGCUUACCAUUUUUCACCAGUAUGCUCUGCAUGGAUGAGGUAUCUCAUGAGCUGAAGACAGAUUGUCCCUAGCCCUCCUAGGUGAGUGGAUUGACAGUACCCUGGGAUCAGCAGCCCUGGGUGGACAUUCAGGUAAAGAUGCAAAAAACACGUGAAAUUAGUGUCACUUCUGGCUGAAGUAUGUAAUAUCCAACCUGCAGUGAAACUUUUCUACUUGCACACAGUUGGCCUAGCAAUGCUGAGAGUUAAUUAUAGGCCAGUUAGAAAAAAAUAAUCAAAGCGAAUAAACUAAAGUAAAUUCUAUGAAAUAUCCUCAUCCAAGCCCAAUCUAGAUACAAAGGCAGUGGAGGGUAUCCAUUAUCAUCUUCUAGGGACUCUCUGCCACUUUUGAUGCUAUUGACAAUGUGUUAUUGUUGUCUCACUUGUGCAAGGAGCGGGGUUUCGAGGCGAGGUGCUCUGGCUGUCAGUGAAAUGGAUAACAUCAGAGGGAGUCAAACUGCUGCUCUGCUGAUGUUGCUUUCCUUGCAGAGUUGCAGGUGCCAGCUGUGGUCUGAUUUAAAACCAGCGUGCAGCCACUUGGUGGAUUGACAAGGUUGCCCAGGCUUCAUUAAAUUAUCUCCAAGUGCUUCGUUCUGAAGUAAUAUUGAAACAGCUUGUAUCUCAAUGAAGGCUGGACAGUGGCAAUGCCGCAGGCAAAGGAAGGACUCAGAGGCUCCAAAGCUAAGGUGUGGCCUCCUUUGAAGUAUACAUCAAAUCAGUCAUUUACUUUGAGAUCUGGGAGUGCUUCUGGAUUUUCUAUAGACAGAAAAGUCUUGCACAUAGUUUAUUCCUUCUUCAAGAUGGUUUGGAGACUCUUUCCCACCAUGGAGGUGAUGUCCUGGGUCAGCUAGCCUCCACGUUGUAUCUAGACAAGAGAUGUAUAAAAUUUCUCAUCGGUAAGUCAUGAGUUGGAAAUGCCAUUGCUCCUGUUGAAUGCUGUGGCUUGUAUCUUAAACAAAUCUGACUGACUUCAAGCUGCUGCCCAAGGUUUCUGUUGGAAGUUGAACUGAUAAGAUCAGUUUCUUUAAGUCCUCAGUAUAUAUGUAAAGCUUGAGGACAGAGAACAAGAUAGGUGCUUUUCUACUUCUGGAAUUGCAUUGUUUUUUUACCAUAAGGUGAAGUGGUACAGAAAGCUAACUUUGCAUAUGGGCAAUCCAUGCAUGGGUUGUAGGUGAUCUGUGGGGCAUUCUCAUCUGUUUCCUAAUGGCUAUCACAUGUCUGGCAGCAACACAGUGCAGGCUGGCAUCCAAAAACCUAGCUGAGAGAGGAACAAGCUAUUUGAUGCCAUUGAGGCUUGGAUCACCGGUGCCACACUCAACCCUGCUUUAACACACAGGAGAGCAGCAGGACCUCAGAGGAACCUCUAAGUCACACAGGCCAGCCACCUAUUUAGCUGUCAUCCCUGUGGUGCCUACCUAGAGCUGAGUUGGUUGUGUGCAGGUUGCAGAAGGUGGAACAGCACUGGGAGACCGCUCACAGUACCCAAGGCUGAAUGCUGGCUGCUGAAGGGUACUUCACAGUUGAAAGUAAUUAGUAGUGAAGGGUAAGACUCCUCAGCUGUUUCACUAGAAGUCUCAGUUUGCACACUGGCUCAAUUUCUAAUUCUGACUCGAGCUGUUUUCAUUCUAUUUAUAGCAUAAUUCUUCAGAAAGAUCAGGAGAAAAACUUUCAAAGACAACAUAACAGCAUUGUGAGAAACCACCAAAAGGAGGAGAAACAUUUUAACAUCUUUGCAAAGGCUUAGUCACUCCUGCUUGUCCUGCAGGCAGGACUGCGUCAUAGUCCUACAACCGAAUGCCCUGUGAGAUGACAAGGCUUCAAAAUGCUUCUCAAAUAUUCUGAACAUGCAACCUGAGCACUCAAAAUUUUCCUCGUUCUGAGAAAUUUGGAGCGUAGAACAUCUGAAAUUCCCCGGAAUGCAGUCCUUCCAUCUAUAAUUUCAAUUAAAUGUAACUCGAUUAGUGUUCACCGCUUAAUUUCCUGAUUGCUUUCUGAUAAGCAGAAACAUUUCCCUAAACAUUGCUCAGAAGUUUCCAACCUAUUAUUUCUAUAACUUCUGUCAGCAAUUCUUGGGUAAUUACAAAGAUGGGCCUGAACAUAAAAGAGAUCCAAGGGCCUUCAGAUAUUUGGAACUUAUUCUGAACUUGAAAGACUCAAACUGUUCCACUUCAAUGCUAUGUUUUUCAAGCUUCUAUACACUAUUUAGGAAUUUAGUAAAGAAAAAAGUCCACAUGGGAAUUCCAUGAAAUUACACUAUUCAGAGCUGAAAAUUAAGCUUGAUGUAAUCACUUCAGGAAUUCACUGCAGGAAGGAUCAUCUCUGUCUAUGGCAGCCUUUGCAUUGGCUGGAUGCAUUGAGGAUCCACAGCUGUGAAGCAUGAUAUUGCACUGCCUGGUCCUGCUGGACCUGCUGAACUCUCCUGGAGAUGCCAGGUUUUGCACUUAGGUCCUUCCUUAUGCUGUGACCAGCCCCUAGCACAAAACUAGGAUGCUCUGCAUCCUUUCCAGAAGACAUAUGUACCCUAGACUCCUGUCACUAAGAGCAGACUUGCUGACUUAUGAGCCCAACCUGCUGCCAACCCCAAUGUUGAGGAUGGUUUCUCCAUGCCACUGAUGUCCCCUCCAUGCUAAAAUGAGAAGUUCUUGUGAACUGCAGAGUAGCUGUGCACUGCACACAUCACACAAGCAGAUUUUCUGAUACUUUGCCCUCUCAGUCACUCAUUAAAGGCAUUUGAUAGGGAUAUGAAGCAGUGAAAUGCCUUCUGAAAUGUAACAUCUGUGUGAAAGCUCAAAAUUCAUUUCUAUUUUUACAGAGCAAAAGGGGUCAAAUAUGGUUAUAAUAACUGACAACAUGUGUGUUGUUUAAUCUUCAAAGAAAGUAUUACCUUUAAAGGUCCAUAAUUUACUGAGUAAAUAUUGUUCUCUUACUUCAAAAGGAAGCAAUAAUUAGAUUAUCCCUGAACUCAGAGUAACGUUUAAUUUGUACAUACUUUGAGAGCAAUACAGUUUUCUGCGUACAAUAGCAAAAUCAUUCUUUUCAACUCUGUCCGUAUGCAGCCAGUGUUUAAACUUGUAAUUUAAUACCCAGAGGAAAGAUACAGCAGUUUAUGAAAUGCAAAGACAGAGAGGUUUUGCAAGCCAACAUGCCCUACCUUCCAGUUGUCACUAGUGUACAGUCAUGGCCUGAAGUCACCUGCUCCUGCCUCCUUCUUCUCAUUUUACCCAGGACCCUUCUCAAAUCACUUGCCCUGUUAUCCCAUUAUUGGUUGGUUGGUUGGUUUUUCCCACAUGGGGGCAAUACUAUUCAUGACUGUUCUUACAGGACAAAAAAUGUUGGAUGUGAUUAUGGCCCCAUAUAGCUCCCUGCCCCAGCCUACCAGUGGAGCCUGUCCCCGAAGGAGCAGAGCUUCUUGGCCUUCAGAGGGCUCUGUCCUAUCCCUGUCUCUGGGGAGAGAGCUUUCUGGGCAUAAGCAGGGUAGAAAACAGCAGGGAUGGCUCCUGCCUCCCUCUGUGAUUCUCUUCUAAGAGUUUUCAUCCAAAUGGCCUGCUGCAGGGUGCUGUGCUGGGUACAGGAAGGGCCAUGUUGUCAAUGGGUCACAAUUGGCCCGUGGCAAUCAGGACUUUUCUCCUGUGGGGUGUAGCUUUUCAUUCUUGACAAGAAAAAGGUCUUGAAGUCUAGCUAGUGGAGCAGUCCAACACCAUCAUAGUGCAUCAUUCAGUGUAGAGAGACACGUGCAUCUAGAAGAAAGCCACAGAGGAUGUGGCCAAAAAUGAGAAUAGGGCUUCCCUUGCUAAAUGAGUUACCAAAAUAUAUUGCUUUUUCAUUAGCUAUAACAGCAAGUGUUAAUCCACAUUCCCUUGGGAUAAUGGGGAACAUACCUUGCUAAAACAUAUGCUUGGAGACUGCUGAUAAGAAAUGAGAAAUAGAGAGAUAGGAAAUACACCAAGGAAAUGCCUUUUUGCUGUUGAGAAUUUCAUAAUUGCCCUUAGGAUGGUUGUUGCAAGAGCAGGGUUGAAAAAUAUUCCUGCUCAUUUUCUGAAGCUUGAGAAAAUUGACAAACAAAAAAAGGGGUAAUGGGCUUCUGCCUAGCCUUUGAAAAAGACCGAGUCUGCCUUAACGUGACUUAGCUUGAGCAUUAUUAUACAUUUUAAUGAGGUAAUAUAUGUGGAGAGGUCAAGUAGAGCAAGGACUCAUUCUGUUCCCAUCAACACAGCCACUACAAUGCUAACACAAACGUAAUCUGAUGGCCACAAUUUGAAUAAAAUAUGUAGUGUAAGAUUUUCUAUUGAAUAUUCUAAGUCAGGGGAGUCUGUUAAGCAUUGUUGCCAUGGGAACCACAUGAAGGUUGGUUAAUUAAGGAUUGAGCAGAUGCUGUGUAGUAUGUAGUGUCAUUUGCACUUUCCACUUGUAAUUAAUAUGCAUGUGUGCCUGUGCCUGCAUGUGUAUGAAUGAAAAACAAAGGAAAAGAAAGCAAACCACCUUAAUUUAUGUUAUGGGUAAAAUGAAUUAUUGAUAUACAAAGAGUGAUGCCCUCUACAUGCUGAAAAUACAAAUAAUGAAAAAAAAAAGAGACUGUUAAAAUCAGCAUGUAUCUGGGUCAUCGUAUUUCACAUAAAAAUGCCAAAAUCAAACACACAAGCUUCCCUUCCUCUUCCUACAAAAUCCAGGAAUUCUGAAGAGCUUGUUCACCUGUGAAAUAGAUCAAGAUUAAAGAGUAGCAUUUAAUGCUGGCUGAAAAACCUCAGAUGUAUCAUAGCUUUUGGGGGCAUUUAUAUGUAUACAUAAAUUUAAGCAUGCAAAGAGAGAAGGGAAGCUUAUGCAAGUGCACAUGAAUGUAAAGUUUAGGGCUCCUUGCUGCCGAUGGGGUACUGCUGAGCUCAAAAGAAGUACCAAAAAAUCACUCCCAAACCUUCUCCCUCCCCCUUUACUCAGUGAGGUUUGCUGUACGCCUAUAAUAGAACCUGAGAUCGCUAAGACAACACUGAAUUCUUUCCUCUUUGCCUAACAGGGAGGGAACAGUGCCCAGUCAUCUGGUGCUCCAGGACAUGCACUGAGCUUCACGGGGUCUGUUGCUCGGGAGUAAGAAGAAGCCACUCAUAGAAGAGGCUUCAUCCAGAGAUUAGGUCUAGCAGUAGUCAUCGUUUCUUCCACCACCACUCCUGUUCUCCUGCUGCCACUGCGUGGGGAGAUGGACUGUCUGGAAUUUUCGAAGCCUCACUCAAAAGCAUGGAGGAGAAAAUAAAGUAAGCUGUGCAAUAGAAAAAAUGUUACCUGAGCAUGAUCGUUCGAGCUUUUAGAAGUGGCAGUAUUGUGCUCUGGGGUAGCUGUGGCUGACUGGUGAAUACCUUCUUGGAUUGGGACCACAGCUGAUUGAAAAAGAAAUGCAAAAAUUGCUCACAGUGUUUCCCAAGUGCAUCUCAUUGAAAAAGAGCAGGCACCUCCUCAGAACUGCACACACUGCCUAGAGUGAAAGGAAAAUCUUUGCAAUGUUUCCAGUUGAAAUUUUGUGAAAGCCUCAGAGCUCCAUGUUAUAAGGGACAAGUAUCCAGCUUUUCUUAAUUAAAAAAAAAAACAAACAACCAAAA